AUGUCAUCGAAAUCAGCAUCACCGCCACCAAAAAAUAUCGAUGGCUUUGAUUACGAUGAGAAGAGUUAUGAAGAGGAAGAAAUAACGAUAAACGAAUCACCAAGUAAUAAUAAUAGUAGAAGAAGCAGUAACAACAGUUGCUGCAUAGACAUAAAUAGCGACAAUAAUAGAUCAAAUUCACUUACAAGAAAAGCAGCUGCGGCAAUUACAGCUGCUGAUUUAUAUCAUUAUGCUGGAUAUCAUCUUGCAUCGCAACAUCGGUCAAGUGUAACAACUACCACCACCAAAUGUAAUAAUAAUCGUAACGAUGAUGAUAAUGCUGAUGAUUCUACAACUACAACAUAUCAACAACAGAAAAAUAUCAAAGAUAAUAAUGUAAAUAGUUUGAGCAAAAAAAAUAAAAAUCUAUUUGAUCAUCAAACAAAAGAGAUGAUUCAAGUCAAUUGUACCAAAGCAAUCAGCACUAUUGUGAAGACGAAGAUCAGGCGAGCCAAAAGGUCACCUUUUCGAUCACCGUUAUUAGGUGGUGGUGGAAAUGUGAUUGCUGUCGUUGGAUCAAAAGCCUAA
Ambispora gerdemannii is the source of this 567-nucleotide messenger RNA. Lineage: Eukaryota; Fungi; Glomeromycota; Glomeromycetes; Archaeosporales; Ambisporaceae. The record is from the annotation of a GenBank genome assembly.